GGGCUUUCCAGGCCGGCCUCGCUCGGAGUCCUCGGGCCGGGAGGCGGCGGGCGAGUCGGCGACGGGUGUCCUUCCUGUCGGCCUGCCUCUCUCCUCCGAGAGUCUGCCACCAGCACCCUCGACACAACAGCCCUGCCAGGGGCUUUUCAAGAAACGGCAUCAAAAGGAUUAAGAAUUUCUCCCUGGCUUCCGAGUAACUGAGACGUCUCCUGCCCCACACCAGCUCAUCCCUGGCGAGAGUAAAUUCCCUUUCUUGAUGCUGCAGAGGCAUUUUUAAUUCCAUGCUGAAUUGAGACCUUGGAAUGCUUUAGCAUGGCAGCCCUGGUGCAGCAAAAUGACUUGAUGUUUGAAUUUGCUAGCAAUGUCAUGGAGGAUGAACAACAGCUGGGCGAUCCUUCCAUCUUUCCCGCGGUCAUCGUGGAACACGUGCCGAGCGCGAACCUCCUGAACAAUUACUCGGGCUUGUCUUGCGUGACGGAACCGAACGACAUGAUAACGGAGAAUUCACUGGACGUGGCGGAGGAAGAAAUUAUAGAAGAUGACGAUAUCACCCUUACAGUGGAAGCAUCGUGUCACAAUGGAGACGAAACCAUGCAGACCAUUGAAGCGGCCGAGGCUCUUCUCAACAUGGAUUCCCCGGGCCCGAUGUUGGACGAGAAAAGAUCAGCCCACGUAUUUGAAGCUGAGGAUGAAGUCGAAGCUGCUCCUAUCACUCACGUGUCGGUCACUUUGGAUGGCAUCCCAGAAGUAGUAGAGGUUCAUCAAAUCCAAGAGGCAUUUUCUGGAUCGCCCAGCACACCUGAACAACCAAAGAAGAGAAGAGGGAAGAAACCCAAAGUUCCUCGUCCGGAAUCGCCCAGCCUGACUCCAAAUAUUUCUGUGAAGAAAAAGAACAAAGAUGGGAAAGGAAACACCAUUUACCUCUGGGAAUUCCUCCUGGCGCUGCUUCAGGACAGAGCCACCUGUCCCAAGUACAUCAAAUGGACUCAGAGGGAAAAGGGCAUUUUUAAGUUAGUCGAUUCCAAGGCCGUGUCCAGGUUGUGGGGCAAACACAAAAACAAACCGGAUAUGAACUACGAGACCAUGGGCAGAGCCCUCAGGUACUAUUACCAAAGAGGCAUUUUAGCCAAAGUGGAGGGCCAGCGUUUGGUCUACCAGUUCAAGGAGAUGCCAAAAGAUAUCAUCUACAUCGACGACGUAGAUCCCAACCCCAGCCUAGAUUCUCCGAAUUCCUCCUUACUCACCACCCCCGGGGCCAACAGAAGCCAAGCGGGCAAAGCCAAGGCCUCUUCCAACCCAGGCUCCAAAGGAUCUGCCCCCCUUUUAAAAUUGCCCUUCAACGCCAAGCCCACCAAACUGAAGCAGCCCUUGGAGACUGUAGCCCAGCCCCUGCCUCCUUUGACCCCCGAAGUCUUGACGACCAUGCAGUCCAGCCAUUCGCCCCAUGCCACUCAGCUUUAUCGGACAGUCCAUUUAAUGCCGUCGGUGCAAUCCAUCCAGGAAGGACACGCGGCCGUAACCAGUAACCUCCUGGACGAAUCCCUGAAUCCUUCGGUUUCAAACAUCAGGACCAUCCAAGCCUCAGGCCAGGUUCCCGUCGUGGUCUCUCCCGGAAACCAGCAACUGCACACCGUAACACUCCAGACAGUGCCUUUAACCACUGUGAUAGCCAGCGCGGAUCCGACUUCUUCGGCCACACCCCAGAAGUUUAUCCUACAAGCCAUCCCGUCGUCGCAGCCCAUGACUGUCCUUAAAGAGAACGUGGUGCUGCAGUCCUCCAAGCCGGUCUCUCCUCCGUCGUCCAUCGUUUUCAGCCCCGCUCAGGUCCACCAAGUCCUCACCAGCAAUGUCCAGACAAUUUGCAACGGGACGGUCAAUGUGGCGUCCUCCCCGCCUUUCAGCACCGCCGCCGCCUCCGUAGUAACUUUUACGCCCGGCAGUUCCCAUGGGGCCGCUGCUCAGCCCUCCAAUGCCGUCAUCACUUCGGUGAUCAAGGCGCCGGAAACCAAAACCGCCAUCGUGCAAGGGACGGUGAAAUCGGAACCCGAGAAUUCGGUCGGGGGGGAAGACGACCAGCUCUUGGAGACCAGUUUCCACCAGCAGCCCUUUGUCGUCAUGGUCUCCGCUCCCAACGGGUUCCCUCCGACGGUACACAUCAAAGAGGAAAGCGAACAGUUCCAGCCGCCCAGCCCUUACGAGUAACCGAGAAGAAAAUUCAAUGUUAAUCGUUGCUCUUUUCCUGAAACAAUUCCCAAUUGUGUAUGUAACUUUUGAUUCCAAAGCAAGCCAGGCAUUAUAAAGCUACCUUUUUUUCCUGUUUUGUUUUGUUUUUUUUAAAUUUCUCGAAUUAUAUUUUAGAAGUAAUGCUGUAGAGUUGAUUUCCAGCUUUGUGGUUUCCUCCGCCGUAUAAAAUAUUAUGUUUCGGAAAAAAAAAAGGCAAGCAUGAAGGAACAUGCAGUUUAUCUUUUCUUUCUCUCUCUUUCUCUCUCCCUCUCUCUCUCUCUCUCUCUUUUCUUUUUUUGAUCACUGUCCAAAAAUUCUAAAUUUCUUAGACUUCCUGUAUCAUUUGUCUUAUCUUGCAUAAUAAUGUAAUCAGUGCUUUCAAGCAAUAGCUAAUUUCAGGAGGGGUUUUCUUUGUUAUGCCGUUAUCUGACUUUUUUUUUUUUUUUUUAGUAAAUUCCAAAGAUCUUUUUACUCAAUGUACUUAGAGUAUAUUUUGUUUUAUAUGGAUCUAUAAAGCAAUGGGCGAUCGGGUCUUCGUUCGUUCAAUUGCCUUUUGCCCCGGUGAGAAAUCAUUUUCCAAAUAGAAGCAUUUCCCUUCUAUCAACAAGAUAUUUACCAACACUCAUGCAUUCUAUUUCCUAUAUAUUUUCUAUUCUAAGAUGGACAAUAUCUUUGAUAAAGCGGCUCGCCGAAACGGCAGCUGUCACUACAGGUGCAAUUAUUUUUCAGACCACUUAAAACCUUUCGAGGCAUAAAGAAAUGCGCUGAUUGUUUUUUUGCAAUUAUUUUUAUAAGGAAAUGAAAAAAAAAAUAGAAGUAUAUGGGACUUAACCCGAGUAUUUUGAGAUUAAAAUAUUUCUACAAAGUACCUUUUCUAUUGUAAAUAUGUAAUUUAAUUUCUCAAACAGAUUUUUUUCAUAAAAAAAGAUAUUUCCAUAGAACAAUAUUUUAUAGAUACAGAUAAGAUUAUUAUGUUUAGAGCUCUAAAGUUAUACGUAUUCAUGUAUUGCAGAGUGAAUUUGUAUUUAAAAGGAAAAAAAAAUUAAAUUGUGGGACCUCUUGAAGCUGUUUCCUCUUUUUUGUAUUUUAAUUGGUUUAUCAUGAAAAUAAAUCAAGUACAACAAUCCUGGUAUGUUUGUCUUUCUCAGUCUGAAAUCUGAUAUUCAUAAGGUAGGCAUUCAUAAGUUAGACCUGUAAUAAAGUACCCUGUGCAAGAAGGAAUCAGAUUUAAGAUACAGAAGUCGUUAUUAUUUUGCCCCCCGCCAAAAAAAAAGGCCUUUAAGUCAGGGGUCUCCAACCU
Messenger RNA from Ahaetulla prasina, 3523 nucleotides. It is a transcript of the gene ELF1, whose product is annotated as E74 like ETS transcription factor 1. The coding region runs from base 313 to 2202 and encodes 629 amino acids. Gene Ontology annotation, cellular component: nucleus. The transcript has 9 exons. Gene Ontology annotation, biological process: regulation of transcription by RNA polymerase II; cell differentiation. Gene Ontology annotation, molecular function: sequence-specific DNA binding; DNA-binding transcription factor activity, RNA polymerase II-specific. The record is from RefSeq and is a predicted model, not a curated record. Lineage: Eukaryota; Metazoa; Chordata; Lepidosauria; Squamata; Colubridae.